CUGUGCCAUGUACCAAAUCUGUACGGGUGUCAAAUAAACGCCACCUCAGUAUCACUAUGUGAUGCUGCAGGUGCUAAUCGUUCCUUUAUUCAAGAGUGCAGCUAACAGUUAUAUUUUAGGAACAUUUAUAUAUUCUAACAGUGACUGUAUCAUGUGACCGAAACCUCAGCUGUUGUCGUGGCUGCUUGGUCUUUACCGUACACCCCUCUGAGAAAGUGGUUCGUCCCGCGGUCUCCGGCGGAGCGUGUAUUGUGACAAAGUGAGAGAGAAGAGGAUCAACUGAGCUGGUAGAGAAAACACCAUGGUGGGAGUGCCGCUCUGAGCAGGUGAGGGUGUGAUCCCUCAGCAAUUCGAAACUGACGUCCGCACAGAUCACGACUGUCUGGGAGGGGGAAGAAGGAAAAAGAAGAAUGGCUCGAAAUGUUAACUUCGACCUGAACCACCCUCUCAUGGAAGCUGGACUGGAGAGUCCAGUUGAUGAGGAAGGUGUUCAUGACUUGUUCAACCAGCUGAUAGCAGAGCAGAGCCAGAAUGGAGGAAUGUCUGAUGCUUACGAGCUCCAGCAGCUGCAGAGACAACUGGACGACGAGGGUCGAGAUACUGUGUCCCACCUGUCCAGCCCUGGACAUGAUCACGGGGAAAGGAGGCCAAGAGGAAGAGAGGUUGAAUGGGCAGAUGAUGAAAGGAUAGACCCCGGCGAACGCUGGUCCUCCGCCACCUUGAAGAUCCUGUCGUCCAUGCCCAGUCGCACCAUCGGCCGCAGCAGGGGAGCCAUCAUUUCUCAGUAUUACAACAGGACCAUGCAGCUGCGGAGACGCAAGCAGAGCCGACCUUCCAUCCGGGACUUUUCACGCUCUGCCAGGCCGAGCAUACGAGGCUACGGCAUGGAGGACAGCACUGACGCAGAGGGCGCAGGAGUGACUAAAAGGGAACGUUUGGUGAACAACCUGCAGAACCUUUCAGUUAACGACAGAGUGCGGAUGCUCCGAGCGAUGCCGCUCAGUGUGGCUGAGAAGAGUGAACUCAGGAGGUUAGCAUUACAAAAGGAGAGACGCACAUUUUCUGAAAGUCAAAUCCCCUGUUGUAGUCGACUCAAAUAUUACAUCAUAAUAGCUAUGAGACAGGGCUGGUACAGCUGGCUAUCCUUCCUGCACUCCCUCCAGCCAUGGCAUGUGGCGCUCAAGAGAGUGAGCGGGCGCUUUGGCACAGGAGUUCUCUCAUUCUUCCUGUUCCUCAAGACCCUACUCUUCUUCAACCUCUUCCUGUUCCUAUUGAUGGGUGUGUUCAUGGUGCUGCCUCAGGCAGUGCAUCCUCCAGUGCUACUGUCUGGCAGUCGCUCCUUCUCUGGACUGGAGCUCCUCACUGGGGCAGGCUAUUUCUCAGACACAGUGAUGUACUAUGGGUACUACUGUAACUACACCAUGCGUGAACACUGCAGGGAUGAUGGUGGAGGGCAGAAUAUCUCUGUUGUGUCCAAUGGCACCUCGCUGAACUGUGUGAAGCAUCUGUCCUACAACAUGCCUCUUGCAUACUUCUUCACAAUAGUAGUGGCCUUCUUCAUCACAUGUAUCAUCCUUGUGUACAGCAUGUCCAAGUCGUUUGGUCAGAGCUUCAGAAUUGACAAAUCUCACAGUAUCCUGGCUGUGAAGGUUUUCUGCUCCUGGGACUUUAAGGUCAUCAAGAAAACAUCCGUCAAACUCAUGUCGGAGAAUAUCUGCACCCAGCUCAAGGAGCUGUUAGCAGAGGUGAACCAUAAACAUGUCAAGAACACUUUGUGCCAGAAGCUGUGUAGACUGAUGGUUCACUGUCUGGCAUGGGCUAUCUGCAUAGCAAGCACCACUGCCUGUGUGCUCGGCAUUUACUUCUUCUCUGAUUUCAUGCACCAGGACCGCCAGGAAAGAGCUCGUAGUCCAAUCACCAGCAAGAACACGUUGUUGAAUGAGGCCAGCCUGUUGGCUCUGCCCGUGGUGGUGUCGCUCAUCAACCUGCUGCUGCCCGGCUUGUUCAACCUCGCAGCCUGGAUGGAGGACUAUCAAUCACCUUCUGUGUGCACAUAUGUCGCCAUCGGCAGGAACUUGAUGUUAAAAGUGAGUAUUCUUGGCGUCCUCUGUUACCACUGGCUGGGUCGGGUGGCCACUGACUCUCAAAAUGAUCAUAAGUGCUGGGAGAGUUUUGUUGGCCAGGAGCUUUAUCGCUUCCUGCUGAUGGACUUCAUCUUCACUCUGCUGGACACGUUGUUAGGAGAGUUUAUGUGGAGGUUGUUUUCUACGAAGGUGCUGAACAGAAGGAGGAAACCAGUUUUUGAUAUCGCCAGGAAUGUCCUUGAACUCAUCUAUGGACAGACUUUAGCCUGGUUGGGAGUUCUCUUCACUCCUCUCCUGCCUGCAGUGCAGAUUCUCAAACUCCUGCUGCUCUUCUACAUUAAAAAGAGCAGUGUGAUGAUGAACUGUCAGGCUCCCAGGAAACCGUAUAGAGUCAGCCAGAUGACCACCAUCUUCAUCACCCUCCUCUGCUUCCCCUCCUUCCUCGGUGCCUCUGUGUGUGUCACAUACACCAUGUGGAGUAUCAGGCCGUCCUCCUCCUGCGGCCCAUUCCGUGGACUCCAAACAAUGUUCCAGGCGGGGAAACGCUGGGUGGAAGAACUGGAAAAAGAUAAUCCCAAUUUGUCCGUGCUGGCCAGGGCUCACUCUUACUUGGUGGAAAACCCUCUCUUCCUGUUUGUGGGGGCAGGAAUCUUUCUGAUCAUCAUCUACUUCCACAGUCAGGUGGUGGGGGGUCAAAGGAAGAUCAUCAGUUUACUACAGGAGCAGAUAGAGAAUGAGGGAGAGGAUAAAAAGUUCCUCAUCACUCGCCUCCAGUCCAUCCAUGAGCAGAGACGAAUGCCCACUCAAAGACUCUCAAGUCAGGACUCUUCAUGUUGAGACAGCUGCGUCUGGUAAAAUCUUACACCCUUGGGAAUAUAACUGGAAUAUUAUCAGAAAGGAGCCAAAAUCAGAUAUAUUAUAUGUUUGGUGGUUUUUAAAUAUUUUUAAAAAUAUUUUUACUGGCUGCAGUAUUUUAGCGGAGGAACAAACAAAUCGAAAGCAAUAAAGCUGUCUGCUUCGUAAGCAGACCAUUCGUAAGGACAUUAGCUGUGCAUGACUAUCGACAGAUAGUUAGACUACUAAAGAGGAACUGAGAACAGACAGAAUCAGAGGUAGCACAUUAGAGGAAGAAAAAACCUGUGUUUGCAGUUGUUUUUUUGUUUUUUAAGUUUUAAAACUCAAACUAAGCUGCUGUAUAGUUAUGAAAAUCUUUAAACUGAUAUCGUCCGUUUAAAAAGAUUUGAAUCAUCUCUUGUAGAAGCACUUUUAUACUGACUGUGAACAUUUUUUAUCCCUUCGAUUUUUUAUAAAUAACAUUUUGUCAGUGUCCAUGUUGUAGUUGAGCUUGUUGUUGUGGGUGUGAGAAUACAAACUGUAAAUGUUUUUUUAUUUUGUGUAUGGAUUCGUUUUUCUAGGGUGAUAACUGCAACUGUAUAGUCUUAACUUUUCAAAUUAAAUUAUCUUUUAUGAAA
Paralichthys olivaceus (Japanese flounder) is the source of this 3556-nucleotide messenger RNA. RefSeq names its product transmembrane channel-like 6b (gene tmc6b). The record is from RefSeq and is a predicted model, not a curated record. Gene Ontology annotation, molecular function: mechanosensitive monoatomic ion channel activity. Gene Ontology annotation, cellular component: plasma membrane. NCBI's taxonomy places the organism in Eukaryota, Metazoa, Chordata, Actinopteri, Pleuronectiformes, Paralichthyidae.